CCUCCCUGUGAGACGUCAUCUUCCCGCGCCUGCAUUCAUUCCCUCUUCACAUCGUUCAGGCAUUUUUGCUCAAACUCUCCAGAUUAAUCUGAGGUUAUCAGUGAAAACAAAGCUGCAUGAUGGGCCCCGUUGAGCUGCUCCACAUGUCCGUCUUCUCUCAGAGCUUCUCUCCCUGCGGUCGAUACCUGGCGGCUGGAAACAACUACGGAGAGAUCGCUCUCUUCAGCCUGUCUGCAGCUCUGAGUCCAGAAGCCACCGCCCUGAGUCAGAAACCCGUCCUCACAUUCACAGCUCACGAGGGUCCCGUGUUCUCUCUGCUCUCCACCGACUGUCAGCUCCUCAGCGCGGGGAACGGAGAGAUCAGCGCGUGGAACUGGAGCGAACUCAUCAAGAAGAAUGUCAAAGCUUUGUGGACAAAACGACCAAACUACAAAUCCAGUCUGGAGAUCCCUGAGAUCAACGCCAUGGUCGUCAACACCAGAGACAACAGUCUGGUAGUCGGAGGAGGAGACAACAACGUCCACAUUCUAGACCUGGAGCACGGAGUCUUCAAGACGGUGCUGCAGGGUCACUCGGACUACGUGCACUGUGUGAGCGUGCGGGAGAGGGAGGCAGAGAUCCUGUCAGGGGGGGAAGACGGAGCCGUGAGGAUGUGGGACAGCCGGACGGGUCAGUGUGUUCACUGCAUCGAGGUCUACAAGUACGAGAGCUGUGCUCGACCUCAGUACGGGAAAUGGAUCAGCUGUUUGACCACAGACUCCGACUGGAUGUUGUGUGGUGGAGGACCGUCUCUGUCUCUGUGGCAUCUCCGCUCUCUGUCCCCGACCUCCAUCUUCCCCCUGAAGGGCUGCCAGAGACAGGCCGCCUUCCACCAGGACAUGAUCCUGACCGUAGGUGACGGCCCCUUUGUGUCCCACUGUCUGCUGGGUGGGGACAUCAAAGCUCAGAUUCCCUGCACACCACAGAGCCUGAACACACUGCAGCUCAACACCAAAAGCACCGAGCACAGGGUCCUUACUGUGGGCGGCAGCAGCGAUCACAUCGAUGUGUUCACAAACUUGUCGUACCGGGCGUUUUCACUCAGCUUCUGAUGUGCUGACAUGUUUAUAUUUUCACUGCUUUUAGAAACUCAGCUCUCAGUUUUUGUAUCAUUUUACUGGAAGAUAAUAAAAUAUUUUUGUCUUA
Molecule: messenger RNA, 1185 nt
Organism: Notolabrus celidotus (New Zealand spotty)
Lineage: Eukaryota; Metazoa; Chordata; Actinopteri; Labriformes; Labridae
Gene: thoc6
Product: THO complex 6
Exons: 13
Coding region: 117-1091 (324 amino acids)
Biological process (GO): mRNA export from nucleus
Cellular component (GO): transcription export complex; THO complex
Molecular function (GO): protein binding
Source: RefSeq, a predicted model, not a curated record